AUGGCGUCCACCUACAGGCCCAUAGCGCCCCUUACCCAGCCAUGGAAUCUCUAUCCCGAGCCCGUAACCGCUCUCGCGUUCGAUCCUGUCUCGGACACCCUCUGGACCGGCCUGCAUUCCGGCAAUGUGCUCGCGUACUACACCCCGAGGGGUGUGCGCGGCGUCACGUACCCCGUCGGCGGCGGCCUCGGAGUGAAGAAAGUCAUAGCUGAAGAUCAGUACGUACGAGCGGUAGGUGUCACUGGCGAUGGCAUGGGGUCGUGGAAUAAGGGAGGAGUCAAUAAGUGGUACUUCCGGCCUUCUGCGACUGUCAUGACAUUCUCUAACACUUCGAGCACCUCGCAAGUCAUUGCUAUAUCUACCACGACGUCAGAACUCCUCUUGCUCAACGCCCUGACGGGGGACCCUGUCCGCCAAGUCCCAGCACCCUCUAUGAUCUCCCACCUCGAAUUCUCGCACACAUGCAUUCUGUCCGGCUCCAUGGACGGCUGCAUCCGGACGCACGACCCCCGCACGGGGAUGCAGCGGCAUGAAGGCGGCGCGGAGAGCACCGUAAAGGCGCACAGCGGCAACAUCCAGGGCCUGCAGGUCAGCGGGAACUUCGUGUAUACGGCGGGGUGGGGCCAGAGACAGGGCCGGCCGUUCCCCGACCCGCUGGUUAAAAUAUAUGAUCUGCGAACGCUACGCGCGCUCCCCCCGAUCCCGUUCUCGGAUGGUCCGGCGUAUAUCAACGUACAUCCAAAGCGUCCAUCCAGUAUUGUGAUCACGUCCAACCAAGGCCUUAUCAACAUCGUGGACAUCUCGAAUCCGAACAAGGCGAAUGAGUUCUACCAGUUGGAUGCACCCAGCUUCAUCACGUGUGCCGCUGUUUCGCCCACUGGGUCUUACAUGGCAUUCGGCGAUGGGGAUGGAGUCAUCCACCUCAUGAGCGCAGGUGAGCAUGACGGGGAAAUUCCGUUCAACGGGUUCGAAGGCCAGCCGGUGGAGUGGGCGGACACUCCCGAGCCCUUACCAGAUAUCGUAUGGACCGACUCGACACCCUUAAACUCGAUUGGUCUCCCAUACUACAACUCCAUGCUCCUCUCCGCUUGGUCGCCACAGUUCAUGACGACCAAGGCGCACUUCCCGCCCCCGGCCAAGAUCCCGCCACAAGUCCUCAGCACGAUGAAGAUGAGCGACAACGUCGCGUAUGCGCCGUUGCCGAAAGAGCUGAAGGGCAGGCGGAACGUUGUCGUCGUUGCCCCUCGGAAGGACCAGGCGAGGUUUAGGAGCGGGAAGAUGCGCCGGCAGGAAGUAAGAUCAGAGCCGGAGACGCCUACGUUCGAGACGCUCCCUGAGGAGGUCCCCAGGACGUAUCGUAAAGUUGAGAUCGAGUACUCCAAGUUCGGAGUGGAGGAUUUCGAUUUCGGCUUCUUUAAUAAGACUGAGUACAGCGGUCUGGAGACACACAUCCUGAACUCGUACACGAACUCGAUGGUGCAGCUCAUGCACUACACCCUGCCGAUCCGCCGGCUAGCAAAGUCGCAUAUCACGACGAACUGCCCCAGGGAGCAUUGUUUAUUGUGCGAGCUGGGCUUUGUUAACCGCAUGCUCGAGGACGCGCGCGGGAUCAAUUGCCAGGCGAGCAAUUUCUGCAAGACGCUUGGGAUGUUAGCGCAAGCCCAAAACGCCAUCGAACUCAUUGAUUACGGGCGUGAUGCGCCCGACACGAACUACGCGCACACUAUCCAGUCCUUCCACCGCUUCCUCAUCGAUCACAUCAGCUCCGAGGGUAACGCCUUCCCGCACAACCCGUCGCUCGUCCCGUCAGCAUUUGCGGGCUCCGCGUCGUCCCCUGCUGCGGCGCCCAUUACACAACUUCUGGGCAUAGAUGGGAAGAACAUUAUAACAUGUAUGAAUUGUAAAGCUGUGAGGGAGAAGGAGAAUAUGACGCAUAUGGUGGAUAUGAUAUACCCUCGCAAGCUAUACCCAGAAGACUCAACCACCCAACAUGACUUCGUGUCGAUCCUGCGGAACUCGCUGAUCCGCCAGAUGACGCACAAAGCGACGUGCCAGACAUGCAAGCAGUUUGCGACCUUCGAGACCAAGCGGUCGAUCCCGACCCGCGACCUCCCGGCGAUUCUAGCUGUCAAUGCAUUCGUGAACAAUGAAGAGAGCUUUAAGUUCUGGCUGGACAAUCGCAGGCACCGAUUCUUGAGUCCGAUGAUGGAGGUGCAUGGCCAGAUCGAAGGAGUCGACGAUCCUGAGGGAGUGAUGUACGAGCUUAGGGCCAUGGUGGUUCAAGUUGUUCCUAAGACAGGGAGCUCGCACCUGGUUGCGAUAGUGAAGGUCCCGGAUGCUCCUAGCACUCCUGAUCGUAGUCCAUGGUUCGUCUUCAACGACUUCAUGGUCCGCAAUGUAUCGGAAGCCGAAGCAUUGAGCUUCCCUGGCAAAUGGAAGGUUCCAGCUGUGGUAUAUCUGGAGCGUGUGGAUCUACGGGACAAACUGGAUUUCAGCGCGCUGCCGGACCAGCUUGACGAGACGAUCCUGUGCACUGACACCAAUAUUUCAUUGCGAGUAACAGUAAACCGUGACAAAUCCCUGAUUAAGCAUGAGUGUUUACGGUAUGAUGAACUGCCUAAGCCAGGGACCCUGGUGGCUAUCGACGCGGAAUUCGUAUCCAUGCAGCAGGAAGAAGUAGAAUAUCGCUCCGACGGGACCAAGAAGGUGCUUCGCCCUGCCCGUCUUAGUCUUGCCCGAGUAUCGGUGUUGCGCGGAAACGACGGCCCUAAGCAAGGCGUCCCGUUUAUCGAUGAUCACAUCCAUACCAGUGAGACGAUCGUUGACUACCUGACUGAAUUCUCUGGCAUCAAGUUCGGAGAUCUGGAUCCAGCCCUGUCCCGUUAUACUCUGACUCCUCUGAAGUUGGUCUACAAGAAGCUCAGACUUCUGGUCGACAGAGGAUGCAUAUUCAUAGGACAUGGGCUUACAAAAGACUUCCGCAUAAUCAAUAUCUUCGUUCCUCCCGAGCAGGUGAUAGAUACGGUCGACCUGUAUUUCAUCAAAGAAAGACAGCGGCGUCUUUCGCUCAAAUUCCUGGCCUGGUUUGUGCUGCAGGAGAACAUCCAGACGGAGACUCACGACUCGAUCGAGGACGCACGGACGGCGCUGAGGUUGUACAAGGCAUACCAUCGCUUCGAAGAGGAGGGGACGUUCGAUCAGAAGCUCGAGGAACUCUAUAGGGAGGGAAAGAAACAUGUGAGACGCGUCGCGGUCAUUCUGGCAGCGCGUACUCUCGACUGA
This is a messenger RNA of Gloeophyllum trabeum ATCC 11539, 3282 nucleotides long. RefSeq lists its product as uncharacterized. The coding region runs from base 1 to 3282 and encodes 1093 amino acids. Gene Ontology annotation, biological process: nuclear-transcribed mRNA poly(A) tail shortening; mRNA processing. NCBI's taxonomy places the organism in Eukaryota, Fungi, Basidiomycota, Agaricomycetes, Gloeophyllales, Gloeophyllaceae. The record is from RefSeq and is a predicted model, not a curated record. Gene Ontology annotation, cellular component: P-body; PAN complex. Gene Ontology annotation, molecular function: nucleic acid binding; poly(A)-specific ribonuclease activity; protein binding. The transcript has 16 exons.